Xenopus tropicalis (tropical clawed frog) is the source of this 2453-nucleotide messenger RNA. RefSeq names its product phosphoglucomutase 5 (gene pgm5). Bases 462 to 2162 code for a protein of 566 amino acids. The record is from RefSeq and is marked validated. Gene Ontology annotation, biological process: carbohydrate metabolic process. The transcript has 11 exons. NCBI's taxonomy places the organism in Eukaryota, Metazoa, Chordata, Amphibia, Anura, Pipidae. Gene Ontology annotation, cellular component: cytoplasm. Gene Ontology annotation, molecular function: intramolecular phosphotransferase activity; magnesium ion binding.
GGAGGGGGUCUAUGGGUGUGGGAUAGGGUUUGGGAGGAGGAGAGGAUAGCUGCAGUGCUUACAGUGAGGUACACAAGCACAUCAACCGAGGGAGCUGCACUUUUGGAAGGAUCCCCAUUACAGUAGAACAGAAGAAAAAUAUAACAUCAUUUGCAUGUGAAGGAAUGAAGUGACAACUGUAAAGUGGACCAGUACCAUAACAGCUCUGCAGCCUGUUGUACAGUUUCAAUGCUCUGUGAUACACUGACAGGAGGAGGAAGCACUUGAUUUAAAGACUGAGAUUUCCAGUGCAGUCGAGGGUGCAGAGAAAAGAAGCACUUUCUGUGGACACACAGCCAGGGAGGGAGCUCUUUCCCCUACUCUUCUAGGAUUGCUGUUUUCCUGUCACUCUUGAUUUCGCUUGCAAAACAUUGAGAGGAGUAGAUCUCAGAGCACCCUAGAGUUGGCUAGGAACACUGGACAUGGAGAUAAACCCCAUUCCUGUACUUACGAUCCAGACUGUUCCCUAUGAGGAUCAGAAACCAGGUAGCAAUGGCUUUAGGAAACCUACAGCAGUGUUUGAGAGCAAGAGGAACUAUCUGCAGAACUUUAUCCAGAGUGUGUUGUCAUCCAUAGACCUUAGGGAUCGUCAGGGUUGCACUAUGGUGGUGGGGAGCGAUGGAAGGUACUUCAGCAAGACAGCCAUUGAGACCAUUGUGCAGAUGGCAGCGGCCAAUGGGAUCGGUCGAUUAAUCAUUGGACAGAAUGGAUUAUUGUCUACACCUGCUCUAUCAUGCAUCAUCAGGAAGAUUAAAGCAAUUGGAGGAAUUAUCCUAACAGCCAGUCACAAUCCAGGAGGACCUGGAGGGGAUUUUGGAAUCAAGUUUAAUGUUGCUAAUGGAGGUCCUGCCCCAGAUACUGUUACUGAUAAAAUUUUCCAGAUAAGCAAAACUAUUGAGGAAUAUGCUAUCUGUCCAGACCUCCGCAUUGACCUUUCCAGAGUUGGAAGGCAGGAAUUUGACUUGGAGAAUAAAUUCAAACCAUUUAGAGUUGAAAUAGUGGAUUCGGUGGAAGUGUAUCUCAAUAUGCUCAGAACUCUGUUUGAUAUGAAUGCAAUUAAAAGUUUGCUUACUGGGCCUGACCAACUCAAAAUAAGGAUUGAUGCAAUGAAUGGAGUAAUGGGACCUUAUGUCAGAAGGAUCUUAUGUGAUGAAUUAGGAGCACCUGCCAAUUCUGCAGUGAACUGUGUUCCCCUAGAAGACUUUGGUGGACAGUAUCCUGACCCCAACCUGACAUAUGCCACUGGUCUCCUGGAGGCCAUGAAGGGAGGAGAACAUGGAUUUGGAGCCGCUUUUGAUGCAGAUGGAGACAGAUAUAUGAUUUUAGGAGAAAAUGGUUUCUUUGUGAACCCUUCUGACUCCUUAGCUGUUAUAGCUGCCAACCUAUCUUGCAUUCCAUAUUUCCGUCAAAUGGGCGUUCGUGGUUUCGGAAGGAGCAUGCCUACAAGCACUGCCCUAGACAAAGUUGCAAAAGCAAUGAAAGUUCCAGUCUAUGAAACUCCAACUGGUUGGAAAUAUUUUGCAAAUUUGAUGGACUCUGGAAGAUGUUCUCUUUGUGGUGAAGAAAGCUUUGGCACAGGAUCUGAUCAUCUAAGAGAAAAAGAUGGACUUUGGUCUGUUUUGAUUUGGCUUUCCAUCAUGGCAGCACGAAAGCAGAGUGUUGAAGAGAUUGUACAAGAUCACUGGGCAAAGUUUGGACGCCAUUAUUUCUGCAGAUUUGAUUAUGAAGCCUUGGAUCCCCGAACUGCAGUUUUUAUAAUGAAAGAUUUAGAGGCCGUCAUAACAGAGAAGUCUUUCGCUAAUCAAAAGUUUGCUGUUGGAAGUCAUGUGUUCAGUGUGGAAAAAACAGACAGCUUUGAGUAUGUGGACCCUGUGGAUGGAACAGUAUCAAAAAAACAGGGUCUUCGAAUUAUAUUUGCAGAUGGAUCAAGGAUAAUCUUCCGAAUCAGUUCCUCAGGUACCAUGGGAACUACCUUAAGGAUCUAUGCAGAAAGCUAUGAGAAGGAUCCCACCAAGCAUAAUAAAGAGACACAGGCGGUGCUUGGCCCUCUCAUAGCCAUUGCUCUCAAGCUUUCUCAAAUCCAUGAGAGGACGGGGCGGAAGGGACCCACCGUAAUUACCUGAACUCAACAUACAGAAAGCAACGUGGGCCAAAUACAACUGUGUGAAAGAAUGAUAUCCCUUUUGCCUUGCCAAAGCCUUUAAAUAGCUGUAUAUGCUUUAUUUGAGUAAUAUGUAAUGUUUUGUACUUACUUACAUGCUAUUAAUGAACUAAGAGCUGGAAAACCCUUCCUGUUCAUUCCUCUGUUAGUGCCCCAGGUGGCCCCUACUGCACUCUUGGCUACAAAACUGUUGAGUGCAGGAGGUUUCCUAUCAGUUAUUUAAAAUGAAAAGUGCAUCUUACCUGGGGCUCAU